AAAUUUGAAAUUUGUUUUUGUAACUGAAAUCGUUUAUCGUUGUUGCAAGUUUAUUUUGUGGUUUAAUUUGAAAGUUUUUGUUGCGUAUAUAAAUAUUAUACAAUCUCUUCCAUCAUGACAAACAAUGCUUUAGAAAGUCCUCCUCUAUUUUUAGUUGAAGAAAGAAUAAAAACCUUUAAGAACUGGCCAUUUAGUGACAAAAAUAAAUGCAAUGUGCGGAACAUGGCUGAAGCUGGUUUUUAUUCCGUAGCGACGGGCGCUGAUGAUGCUGAUGCCGCGAAAUGCUUCCUUUGUGGAAAAGAACUGGAUGGUUGGGAAGCUAGUGAUGACCCUUGGGCGGAGCACAAGAGCCAUGCUAUGAAGUGUGCCUUCGUUCAGCUGGGGAAAAAGGAAGAUGAACUGCUUCUCUCAGAGUUCCUGUCUGUCAUCAAACAGUAUAUGAUUAAUGAAACCAAGCGCAUUGCGGAGGUGGCCAAAGAAAGAGUUGAUGAGAAGGCAAAGGCAGUGCGCAGAAGAUGCCUAGGAAGGAAAUGAGAUUUAUUGUAAUUAUAUUAUGUACUUCUUGAGAUAAAUUGUGGCCAGUGUGAAUACUAGCGGCCUGUAUACUAGGUAUAUUGAUAAUAAUUAUGAUUUAGGAUUAAUUGAUAUACAUGUAUCGACUGAUGUGAAUGUAUUAAUUAAAUGAUUGUUGUGGUAAA
This is a messenger RNA of Spodoptera frugiperda (fall armyworm), 698 nucleotides long. It is a transcript of the gene Det, whose product is annotated as baculoviral IAP repeat-containing protein 5. NCBI's taxonomy places the organism in Eukaryota, Metazoa, Arthropoda, Insecta, Lepidoptera, Noctuidae. The transcript is spliced from 2 exons. Bases 115 to 534 code for a protein of 139 amino acids. The record is from RefSeq and is a predicted model, not a curated record.